This is a messenger RNA of Cryptomeria japonica (Japanese cedar), 2235 nucleotides long. RefSeq names its product L-type lectin-domain containing receptor kinase SIT2-like. NCBI's taxonomy places the organism in Eukaryota, Viridiplantae, Streptophyta, Pinopsida, Cupressales, Cupressaceae. Gene Ontology annotation, cellular component: plasma membrane. The transcript is spliced from 2 exons. The record is from RefSeq and is a predicted model, not a curated record. Gene Ontology annotation, molecular function: ATP binding; protein kinase activity; carbohydrate binding. Gene Ontology annotation, biological process: protein phosphorylation. Bases 105 to 2153 code for a protein of 682 amino acids.
ACUAUCUUUAUAUUCGAAUAAACGAAGAACAUUCGGUAUUCGAAUAACCAGAGAGCUUUCUUAUAUUAUGUCAGAGGCGUGAAAAGGAAAAAUACGAAAAAGGAAUGGAAAUUUUGCAAUACAGAAAAAGCGAAUCAAAGUCGAGAUGGAGCUCGAGAGUGGAAGGCUUGAGCGUUUUCCUUGUGUUUUGUCUCCUCCCCGCCUCGCUUAUUGCCCAAGCCCACACAAAUUUUAUCUUCAACCAAUUCAAUGCGUCGACCCUCGAAUUGUAUGGUAAUGCUUCUUUCCAUUCCGAGGCCAUCUCCCUUAAUGGUCGAUUCGAAUUCAGUAUGGGCCGAGCUUUCUAUCGACAUCCUGUGCGUAUGAAAGAUUCCGGCUCUCUGAAUUCUACUUUCUCUUUCAGCACAACUUUUGUGUUCAGCAUUGUUCCUUCUUUAUCUUCACAAUCUGGGUUCGGACUGGCGUUUAUCAUGACGCCCUACAAAUCUCCGAAGGGAUUUUUACCAGGUCAGUACCUUGGCUUGAUUAGCAAUUUAUCAGUUAUGGGAAAGGCCUCUAGUCAUCUGUUUGCAGUUGAGUUCGACACAUCAAAGAACUCUGAAUUUGCGGAUAUCGACGACAAUCAUGUUGGUGUGGAUCUCAACAACCUCAUAUCUGUAGAGUCUAAGCCUGCGGGCUACUGGAUUAACAACAGUCAGUUCCAGGAAUUAGAUCUCAAAAGCGGACAGAAUGUUCAGGCUUGGAUUGAUUAUGACAAUCUUCACAAGGAGCUCAAAGUCAGCAUUGCGGAGGGUGGUCUUGAUCGCCCACAGAAACCGCUGUUAUACAUGAAAAAUAUAUCACUCAUCAACAUUCUACAAGAAGAAAUGUACGUUGGUUUCUCAGCAGCUACGGGAAUGAUUUAUGAAGAGAAUUACAUCCUUGCCUGGAGUUUUUCUACAAACGGAAUCUCCCCGUACCUGAAUACAUCUAAUCUUCCAUCCUUUGUACACAGAAAAUCCAAGAGCUUAAACUCCAGACUGAUAGUUGGCAUUAGCUCAGCUUGCGGUGUCCUUCUCCUGGUGGUGGUGGGAGCAUCAUUUGUGCGGCUGAAGAGAAAGCAGUACAAACAAGCUAUCGAAGAAUGGGAGAUGGAGUAUUGGCCUCACAGGUUUAAGUACAAAGACGUAAAUAUUGCAACCAAGGGCUUCCAAGAGGAAGAACUUUUAGGAUCCGGAGGCUUCAGUCGGGUAUACAGAGGAGUUCUUCCCAGAAACAGCCUUCAAGUAGCGGUGAAAUGCAUUCUUAGAGAAACCGAUGAUGGAGUGAAGGAAUUCUUAGCAGAAAUCUCUAGUCUUGGUCGCCUUCAACAUCGAAAUCUUGUGCAGAUCAGAGGCUUCUGCAGGCGAGAAAAGCAGCUAUUCAUUGUGUAUGACUACAUGCCAAAUGGAAGUCUGGACAAGAUGAUAUUUGGAAACCCAAAGAAGAUGCUUGACUGGGAUCACAGGUACAGAAUCCUCAGAGAUGUCGCUGCAGGUUUGUUGUAUCUUCACGAAGAGUGGGAACAAUGCGUAGUGCACAGAGACAUUAAGUCCAGCAAUGUUUUGCUGGACUCAGAGCUGAAUGGAAAGCUGGGAGAUUUUGGGCUUGCUCGUCUGUACGAGCAUAACGAAAACUCACACACUACUCAUGUGGUUGGAACACUGGGGUACAUCGCACCGGAGUUCGUUGAGACAGGAAAGGCCAGCCCCGCCACAGAUGUGUUCAGUUUUGGUAUUCUUAUGUUGGAGGUUGCAUGCGGAAGGAGACCUGUGGAUUUAUCCCUCCAGUCUGAAAAAAUAGUCAUGGUGGACUGGGUGAGAGAGCUCCAUAGCACAAGCAGUCUGAUGGAUGCAGCCGACCCAAAACUUGGUGGGCAAUAUGUUGAAAGUGAGAUGGAGAGAAUGCUGAAACUAGGGCUGAUCUGUUCCAAUCCUCAGCCAGAAGGCAGGCUUGGCAUGAGACAAGUCCUCCAAAUACUUGAAGAAGAAGCUCCACUACCAGGUUUUGUCUCUCCGUUUUAUUUGGAUGAGAGCCCAGUCAGCAGUUCUUGGAAAUCUCUUCCAUAUUCCAGUCGAGGUACAGACGCUUCCAUUUCUAUGUCAAACUCUCUUUCUGGUGGUGUCACUGCAUAAGAUCGAUCUGUGUGUGGCUUCUUGGUGCUAUUGUAACCAUAUUGUUAGUUUGGAAUACUGACGGAUCCAAGUAUUUGCACAG